Messenger RNA from Blumeria graminis f. sp. triticale, 903 nucleotides. The record is from the annotation of a GenBank genome assembly. NCBI's taxonomy places the organism in Eukaryota, Fungi, Ascomycota, Leotiomycetes, Helotiales, Erysiphaceae.
AUGAAAAAUCUACGUUACAUCUUUAUAAUUCAGUCUCUUCGCCUAGGAGCUGUGUUUCUCAUACUUUCAAUCUCAGCCCAUGCUUCGGUGAUGCAACGCAGAAUGAGUCAACCAGCCGAGCCUGGAUACCACUGCAAUAAUCAAAUAUAUCUAUUCAGUGACAUAGAAACCGUUCGGCAAAAAGCUUGCAAAGCAUUCACGUAUCCGAGGAAGGAAUCGAGACGACCACUCGUAAAUACUUAUAGCGAUAAUGUCGAAAAUUGGAUAUUUGAGUGGUCAAUUCCUGCAUGCCUAGCGAAAUAUUCCAAGGGUGUGAACAGAGCAACCCCAGAUAAGAUUACCUUUAACAAUAGUUGUGAACUUACUGGUGUGCUUUCGUACGAUAGUGCAUCAUCUAAAUAUAAUUUAUGUGCCAAAGUACCCGAAGUGUCAACAAGUGCGUCUUCAAGGAUGAACCAAGACCCCGUCAAGUCGUUCAUCCAAUGUGGAUCCUUAUCAUUGGAAAUAAUAGAGAUUCAGCGACACGCGAGUGCUCAAUCAACCAGAUUUAUGGAAGGGUUCGUUGAAGUAGAGAACUCAUCUUUUGAAGUUGACGGUCCCUGGAGGAGAAAUGUUUUGGGCAAGAUAGUAUCUGUACACAAUAGACUACACAACAUCUACUACGAAGUCAUGAUAAACAAUCAAAAUGAAGUUCGCGGCAUGGUCUUUACGCACUAUAUAAGAAGUGUAGGUCCCGCAGCCGCUAAGUGUAAUGACAACAAACAUGAUCUGUUGCACAUGAAAAAACACCGGGAAAAUCGAUGCAUCAGACUUGUUUGCAUUUUUAACACGAAAUUUGAACUUUUUCCCAAUAGACUAGCGUUGAUACCAUCCAUCUCUCGCAAGCGAAAGACUCUAAAAUAA